AUGCUUCCGCCAAUGGGCGGAGAUGCAAAUGGAGGGUCAUUCCAUGAAGACCUGAACAAUGUCCUCGCUUGCCCCGACUGCAAGGAGUACCCUCCGAACUUGAUUGAGGAGUUCUCGAGCGGAGACAUGGUCUGCCAGAGCUGCGGUGUCGUCGUCGGAACACGCAUCAUUGACACGAGGUCUGAAUGGCGUACCUUUGCCAAUGACGACCAAGGUGGCGACGAUCCGAGUCGUGUCGGCGGACCGCAGGACGAGUUCGUCGAAGGCCAGCAUCUAGCCACGACUGUUGCCUUUUCAGAGUCCAAGGCUCACAAGGCCUUGUCCCGUACCCAGAACAAUGCCAAUGCGGACAAGGCCCAAAAAGGUUUAAUGCAGGCCUACAAGGAGAUUGUUGCACUUUGCGAGACGAUUCAUAUGGGAGCCAACGUCUCCAACGCUGCCAAACACAUCUUCAAGCUCGUUGACAAACACAAGUUCAUGAAGGGCAAACCCCAGGAGGCCGUCAUUGCUGGGUGCAUCUUUAUUGCAUGCCGACAAAACAACGUGCCUCGAACAUUCCGGGAAAUCUUCAACCUCACUAGUGUUAGCAAGAAGGAAGUCGGCAGGGUCUUUAAGCAGCUACAGAAUUUCCUGCAAAAGAUUCAAGAUAACGAAGGCGAGAGCGGUACCGGAUUGAACACCGUCACCAAUUACGAAAACACCUCUGUUGGUGCCGAAGAUCUCUGUGGUCGUUACGUGUCUCAACUGGGCUUUAAGAACCAGCAAAAGAUAUCGAAAAUCUCCCGAGAUCUCGCAGAGCAGGCCACCGACAUCUCUGCUCUGGCAGGCCGAUCGCCUCUGUCUGUUGCGGCCGCUUGCAUCUACAUGGCGUGCCAUCUUAUGGGAGAGCCGCGGUCAUCGGCUCCUAUUGCCAAGCAGACAGGUGUUAGUGAUGGAACGGUCAAAACCGCUUACAAGUUCCUCUUUGCUGCCCGUGAUCAGCUGAUCAAGAAAGAAUGGCUCCAAGAGGGUGGCAAGAUGGAGAACAUUCCGCAAGUCCAAGUCUAG
Trichoderma gamsii is the source of this 1047-nucleotide messenger RNA. RefSeq names its product transcription initiation factor TFIIB. Gene Ontology annotation, cellular component: transcription preinitiation complex; nucleus. The transcript has a single exon. The coding region runs from base 1 to 1047 and encodes 348 amino acids. Gene Ontology annotation, biological process: transcription initiation at RNA polymerase II promoter; transcription preinitiation complex assembly. Gene Ontology annotation, molecular function: RNA polymerase II general transcription initiation factor activity; TBP-class protein binding. The record is from RefSeq and is a predicted model, not a curated record. NCBI's taxonomy places the organism in Eukaryota, Fungi, Ascomycota, Sordariomycetes, Hypocreales, Hypocreaceae.